UGUCCAGUCAAUCAAAUUGUCAACAACGCAUACAGAACACAAAACCUAAUGUCAAAGAAAAUAAAUUUCUAAAUUUUAAGUGUUCUAAACUUUGUUAAACCCAUAUUUUAUAAGUGUGAAAUCCCAUGUUCUCCCUUGCUUCCACCAGCAGCGUUUAAUCUCCACGAUGGCUGAAAAGUAAAACACCAGAUGCCACUCCAAGUGAGUCGUCAAGCAGUCCGAAGAAGGAAGAGCCUUCUACCGGGAACUGGUGGGACUCCUGGAUCACAUCGGCAAAGUCCAAGUCUGCAGAGGUGUACACGAUGGUGCGCAAGGACUUAGACGAGUUGGGGUGCGCGGUGCGGAGCGAGGCGACCCACGUGCUGAGCUCCACGUCCAGCGCCAUCGGGAAGACGCUCAAGCUGGACGAACCGGAGUCUCCAGCCAAUGUCAUGAAGAAAAGCUUUAGCACCUUUAUUGGUCAAGUGAGCACAGUACUGAACCCGGAGCCUGACGAUGAAGACGACACCGAGGUCAUCCUGUCCUCCGGGGACACCACCAUGCUCUCUACUUACAAGAAAGAGCUGGAGGCCCUGCAGCGCGUGGACGCCACGUUCAUCGUGCCGGCCGACAGCGCCGAGUUCGACGCCUGGAAGUCCAGCCUGGAGUCGGACGUGAUCAGUCCAUCUUCAGCGUCGCGCCGCCUCUCCCAGAGCCCGACAUUAGCGGCGCAGUAUGAGAAAUUGGUGCCUGAUGCAUGCACACAGGAACAGUUUUGGGAGAGGUAUCUAUUCCGCGUGGCACUAUUGCAAGACCGUCUGGCGGCGGCGGCGCGGCGGCGGGACGCUCCCAGCUCUGACCCCGUCAUGGCGCAUCUCCCACUGCAGUCGGAGACGCCCGUUAUUGACGAAAGCCCCAAAAUGACAAUAUCCCCCGAGGACACGGAGUCAUCCGAACUGGAGGAGCCGCUGACAGCCGAGAUCGACAACGCGGUGGCCUGGGAACAUGAGGACUUCGCACACGACGUCGAACUCACAGAGGAACAACAGAUACUACUGCUAGAGGAAUACGAGAAGGAAAUAGCCAGCAAAAAGCUAACCAAACAAACAAGCACAAAGGACAUAGCCAAUAACAACUCGAAAAACAAAACCACGAACACAAAGUCUGGCAACGCAAAAUCACAGAGCAGAGAUAAGCAAAACAACAAGGCCACAGAUAAGAAGAAGAAACAAAAUGCCGGCAAGAAAAGUAACGAUGACUGCGGGAACAAUUUGGUCGAGGAUUACUUCGGGGAUAAGGAUGUUCAAAAGGACGAUGCUAGCGCGAAUUCUGAUGAGAGUUGGGAGAAGGAAUUCGAAAUUGAGGACGUGGAAAAGAUUGAGAAGAAAGCAUGAUGGUUUUACUCACUGAUCCGGCCAUAGACUAAAGUAUUACAGGAUAUAUAAUAGUUAUAUAUACAAUAAUAUAUAUAGUUGGUAUCCGUAGCCUUGGACAAGACUUGCAGUCAAUUGUAAUAAUGCCUGGAGUGUAGAGAAUUGUUUGCUAAAGGUUUUUAUAAUUACUAAUUUAGCUUAUGAAUUGCUGUUCGUUUUAUAAUCAUGAUUUCGUUAUUGAAAAAGAUCUACGGUGUUCAGAAGUGCUUUGGGGUUGAUAGAAAUACUUACUAUAUUUGCAUAAUUAUGUUAAAUUACAUUUAUCAUUAUCACAAAUAAGAAUAAGUGCACGUUUUAAUUGUAAUAUUUUUGAGUAUUCGGUUUGAUAGAUUUUAUAUUAAUUUUUCCCAAUUGCAUUUACCUUACUUUCCUUGGCCUGUGUGUUCAUGUGUACUUUAAUAUACAUACCUACAUAUUUCUAAACUUUCCUAAUCUAAUACAUGCAAAGUACUCUUUGUAUAGACAGUUGACUAUUGUGACUAUGCAAAGAUAUUUUUACUAGAAUUUCAUUUUCCAUUCCAAAACAAAGUGUAAGUUAUAUUUACUUGCCUUAUAUUUACAAAUCCAUUGUUUCGAAGACCUACCUAAAUACCUUCUGCUACAUAAGUUAAUCUAAUCGAAGUUUAUCUAAUCGAAACAAAUCCUAUAGAAUUCUUUUUACGCCCACUGCACAAAAUUACCUUGUCUAAAAUCUAUUUUCAAAUUAUUUAAUUAAACUGUUUAUAAUUAAGUAUAUAAAAUCUUUAUGAUUAUACACCUAAAUACUACAAGCCCAUAGACAUAUUUACUUUUAAGUAGAAAAUAGAUUAUAUUUUAUUUAGCAUAUACAUUUUCUGGUGUAAAUUUUAUUAUGCCACAUUAUUUAGAAACUCUGUUGUUUAAAUGAAAUUUAAAUAUAAGUUAUCGAUAUUGAAUUUUACUACAUAUAAAAUAUCAAAAUAUACACACGUACAAAAACAUGAAUGAUAAUUAUGUGCAAAAUUCAGUAUUGACAAGAAAUAUGCGAAAGAUUAUAAGAAUAAAUACAUAAUAUUCGGCAUCUAUACGCAUUAUCUGUGCAAUAUUUUUAAACGCUAACGCAAUGCAACGCGAUGUUCAAUUAUCAACCUUCUGCCACUAUAAUACGGCACAUCUCGUUUAGUGUAGCAUUAAUUACCUGAUUGGGUAAGCCACUUUUCAACUCUAUGUCAUGUAGCAACUGUUUUUCAUACUGAAGUUUUGUGAUUAUGCUAGGCCCAGUGGCAGUUCAUUCAACUUACGAGAAGUAACUCUUCUGUCCAGCUUAAACAUUAUUGCAAUAUAGUAUACAUUAACAUCCCUUACGCGUGGCUUACUAGAAGUUGAUUUGUGGCUCACUCAGUCAGUCGCUGUCUGUGACUAUAUUUGAGAAGUGUCUGUAAAGUUGGCAGUAGAUUAAUUUGUCCCGUUAGUUCUAAUCCGUUGAAGCGAGAGUUUUCCUAUUGACUGAAGAGUCAAUGUUGACAUUAGGUUUCGUUAUGUUUGUGUAACUUAUGUUUAAUAUAAAAUAAUAAAGUUAUUAAAAAUUGUA
This is a messenger RNA of Plutella xylostella (diamondback moth), 2961 nucleotides long. Lineage: Eukaryota; Metazoa; Arthropoda; Insecta; Lepidoptera; Plutellidae. The record is from RefSeq and is a predicted model, not a curated record.